AUGUCGUCAACAUUACGAGCCUCUCACUUGGCUUCCUUCCAACAUGCCAUCGGGGAUCAGCCGUCAAUAUUCGAUAUCCUUUCGCAAGAAAGCCUUAUGACGUCGCUAAAACCAGCUAUGGGACAUUUGAUCAAGUUUCUGGCAAUGGUGUAUUCUCAACGCUUCCAAACAGCACACCGCUACUAUGAUGAACUUUAUAUGCUUUUUGAUCUCAUUCUACAGAAUCAAUACCUCAAAAAGUAUGGUGCAUCUUUUUCGGAAAACUUUUAUGGCAUGAAGCGAGUUUAUCUGGCAACAGGAAAGUCACCAAGUGACUUCAGGUCGCGUGUUCGCAAUCUGAUGUUACUAGUACUGUGGCCGUACGUUUCGAGGAUAAAUUUGAUAAAUGGCAUGCAGACUGGACCGAACGGAUGCGGAUCUGCGAUUAAGACUGGCAAAGAUUUUCCUCACAGUUUGGCCAUGGGUGAAAAGGCUGCUGACACUUGCAACGACUAUACUUCACUUGGG
Molecule: messenger RNA, 507 nt
Organism: Ostertagia ostertagi
Lineage: Eukaryota; Metazoa; Nematoda; Chromadorea; Rhabditida; Trichostrongylidae
Source: the annotation of a GenBank genome assembly